AUGCCACACCUGCGUCAUCACCGAAGACGCCACUCCUGGCCCUUUGGCAGUCCAGCAGCGCAGCUGCGCGAAAGAAGAAUCGCCCGGAAUUCCAGCGCACUAGAUCCCUCGACGCUCGCGGAGCUCGAAGAACACUACUUGGCGCCCAUCGUCUCCGAAGAUCUACCGGAGGACGAUGCUGCGUCUGCCGGCAUCGUGCGGACGAAGACGACGCGGUCCCACCGAUGGUUUGCAUCGAAGCAUGCCGUCCGACAUCAUACGUCUUCGCAGAGAAGUGCUACGAUGAGCAGCGGCACAGGCUCGCUACGAAAGAUGAUUCGUCCACCGCUGGAUAAGGCUCGAUCGUUGUUCGUUUUGCCUACAACUACUUCGGCUGAGGCACAGGUGGUGGUCUCGCUCUGGGUGCCUCAAGCGGCUGAGACACAACCGGCUGAUAUGUUCGCUGAUCGGGGAAGAACUGCUACAACAACUGCCGACGAAUCUGAAUACUUGGCGGUUGAGAGAAAUCACCGGAGGUGUCAUUCAGAGCAGCCGCGGUCGUGGAGGGCCCCGAGCGCGAGUCUGUGGACACUUUUGGAGGAGUGA
Molecule: messenger RNA, 585 nt
Organism: Aspergillus novofumigatus IBT 16806
Lineage: Eukaryota; Fungi; Ascomycota; Eurotiomycetes; Eurotiales; Aspergillaceae
Exons: 1
Coding region: 1-585 (194 amino acids)
Source: RefSeq, a predicted model, not a curated record